Messenger RNA from Haemonchus placei, 1431 nucleotides. NCBI's taxonomy places the organism in Eukaryota, Metazoa, Nematoda, Chromadorea, Rhabditida, Trichostrongylidae. The record is from the annotation of a GenBank genome assembly.
AUGAUAAGGCGCACUCUGGAAUUGAUAAAGGAUGUGCAAGACAUUCCGCCUCCUCCGAAGAGAGCUUUGUCGUACGACACGGGAAAAGAAAUUAUACAAUGCAAACUCUGCAAUCGUUGGUUGCAGCCUACAUCUCUGUUCAAACAUAAUGCACGAUUUCACGAUGAAGAGAAAAAGUCCGAAUAUUCCAUUGUAUGCCCAGUUUGUCCGUCAAGAGUACGCUUCCAAGAAGAUCUUGUGAAACACUGUCGUGAAGCUCAUAAAGAUGAAGCAUGCGUGGUUCAAACCGAGUUAUUCAAGAGUGUGGAAGACUAUGAGGCUUGGAAAGAGUCGGUAGCAAAAGCGUACUGUACAGCCUGGCUCAAUGUUGGACGAAGUCGUAAUGUGGUACACGAAAUAGCCUACUACCGUUGCAGCAGAGUCCAUUCUACACGUCGUCGUGCCAAAAAAUUGCUUCCUGAUGCACAGUAUGGCUACUGUACUUCUUUUUUAAAUGAGUACAUCUACGACGACGGCACUGUAUUCGUGAAGUACUGCGUGCGACAUAUCAGUCAUGAUGUUAAUGCUGCCUCUCUUCCCCUUACCAAAAAAGACAGAGAGGUCAUUGCAAGAUAUCUGGAGUGGAAUUUUGACGAGGACAGUGUACGGGAUAUGAUACGGGAGGUGUAUAAUGAUCCUAGAACCAGGCUUUAUUGGAUUCGACCUGAAGACAUCAAAAAAGCCAUGUCCAGCGUCGCGUGGCAGAAACGUAAACAACGAGUAACCGUUUCGUUGGCUGAGGAAGGAAGUGCUAUUGACGACUCUGAUGAUAGGCCUUCAUCACUGGGCAGUAUGUACGAUGAGCCGUUUGUUCCCGCUGUGGAAGAUUCGGGAGAACCAUCCACCUCUAACGCUGCUAUUGCAGAUGGAUUGUCGGCAACAUACAGCGUUUGUGACGAUCCAUUUGUUCCUUCCGACGAAAAACUUACAGAGCCAUUCGGUGGAUCCUAUGAUGACACUGCUGAUAGGCUGCUGUCGUCUUGUAGCGCUCCAUAUGACUCCUGCAGUGCCUCUGCAACGAAUGCCGAAGAGCAAUCCACGUCAAGCGUUGAGACUGCCGACAAAUUGUUACCAAAUUGCGACACUCAUGAUGACCGAUGCAUUCCCGCUAUAGCUUUAAUGGAGGAGCCAUCCACUGUGAAGAUCAUAAGCGAAAGUCCCUUUACUGAACGUAAAACUGAAAUGAAUAGCGUUCUUUCAACGGGAUCUCUCACACCCAUAGAAGAGGCCGCCAUCCCGGCUGAAUCACUGCUUGGAUGCGCAUCUUGUGCUAAACUGAGGAAAAGGGUUGCUGAACUUCAAACCACGGUGGGUUUGUUAAAGAAAAAGUUGGCAGAAGCACCAGAGUCAGAUCUUUUCGAUAAUAUGAUCGUCAAGAAGGAGACAACCUAG